Molecule: messenger RNA, 4050 nt
Organism: Radiomyces spectabilis
Lineage: Eukaryota; Fungi; Mucoromycota; Mucoromycetes; Mucorales; Radiomycetaceae
Product: ATP citrate lyase isoform 2
Exons: 3
Coding region: 94-3627 (1177 amino acids)
Biological process (GO): acetyl-CoA biosynthetic process; fatty acid biosynthetic process; citrate metabolic process
Cellular component (GO): cytosol
Molecular function (GO): ATP citrate synthase activity
Source: RefSeq, a predicted model, not a curated record
UUUUCCUCUAAUCCUUUUUUUUUUUAUUUUUCCUCUUUUUUUUUUUUCCUUCUUUUUUCUAUACUCUUUUCUUAAUACUUUUUGACACACACCAUGUCGGCCAAACCUAUUAGAGAAUACGAUGGUAAGCUGUUGUUGGCUUACCAUCUGUUGCGUUCACCGUACCUUGGCAAAGAACAAUCUCCUUCUUUAUUCACACCGGCCGCUACCAAGCUCGCUCAAGUCAACGUCAACACUUCGUUAUUGCAUGAUGAACCGGCUUUCAAGGCCGCGCUCAAGCAACAGUUGGACGCACUGGAACAAACUCAUCCCUGGUUACUCACCGAUAAGCUCGUGGCCAAACCUGAUCAAUUGAUCAAACGCAGAGGAAAACACGGUUUAUUGACAUUAAACAAGACCUGGCCCGAAGCUCGACAAUGGAUCGAGGAAAGAGCUGGCAAAGACAUUCAGAUUGAAAGAACGACUGGUGUUCUCAAGACCUUCUUGGUUGAACCGUUUGCUCCUCAUCCUCAGAAUACCGAAUAUUAUAUCUGUAUUAACUCGGUCCGUGAAGGCGAUUACAUCUUGUUCACUCACGAAGGUGGUAUCGAUAUUGGUGAUGUCGACGCUAAAGCCCUCAAACUCUUGAUCAAGGUCAAUGAAGAUAUUCCUACCCCCGAGGUCAUCAAAUCGACUCUGUUGAAGGAUGUGCCCGAAUUCAAGCAAGAUGUCUUGGUCGAUUUCAUUACCCGCCUCUACUCUCUGUACGUGGACUUGCAUUUCACUUACCUUGAAAUCAAUCCCUUGGUGGUCACCGACCCCUCCGAAGGUCAAACCCCUCAAGUCAUGUACCUCGAUUUGGCGGCCAAAUUGGAUCAAACCGCCGAAUUCGAAGCUGGUCCCAAGUGGGCCGUGGCUCGCGCUCCUCAACAUAUUGGUAUUGCCGGUGCUGCUUCCAACCAGCAAAACAUCGAUCAAGGCCCACCCAUGGAAUUCCCUGCUCCCUUUGGCCGUGAACUGACCCGCGAAGAAGCUUACAUUCAGGAAUUGGACGGUAAGACCGGUGCUUCGCUCAAAUUGACCAUUCUCAACCGUGAAGGUCGUGUGUGGACCAUGGUUGCCGGUGGUGGUGCUUCGGUCGUCUACUCGGAUGCCAUUGCCGCUCUUGGUUUCGCCGACGAACUUGCCAAUUAUGGUGAGUACUCGGGUGCGCCCACUGAAACUCAAACCUACGAAUACGCCAAGACCAUUCUGGACUUGAUGACCCGUGGUGACGCCCAUCCUCAAGGCAAGAUUCUUUUCAUCGGUGGUGGUAUUGCCAAUUUCACCAAUGUCGCUACCACCUUCAAGGGUAUCAUUCGCGCUUUGACCGAAUUCAAGCAAUCCCUCAUCAACCACAAAGUCCGUAUCUUCAUUCGUCGUGGUGGUCCCAACUACCAGGAAGGUCUUCGCGCCAUGCGUCAAUUGGGUGAAACUCUCGGUGUGGAAAUCCAAGUGUUCGGUCCCGAAACCCACAUCACCGAAAUCGUGCCUCUCGCUCUCGUUGGCAAGCCUUCGGAUCCCAGUGCUUUGACCGGUAACCAGGCUUCCGGUUCCUCCGGCAACUUGUUCCAGGAUCAGAUUCUCGGUACCAGCGCCACUCCUUCCGGUGUCAACAGCCCCAAAUUGACCGUCGUCGAGGACAACGGUACGCCUUCCAACCCCAACGAACGCAUGACCUACUUCCCCGAAACCGCCUCUGAAGAAAAGCCCGAAUGGUUCCGUCCCUUCACUGCCAAGACCCGCGCCUUGGUCUAUGGUAUGCAACCCCGUGCUGUUCAGGGUAUGUUGGACUUUGACUUUAUGUGCAAGCGCGAUACGCCUUCGGUGGCGGCCAUGGUGUAUCCCUUUGGCGGUUCCCACGUUCAAAAGUUCUACUGGGGUACCAAGGAAACCUUGAUCCCCGUCUUCACUUCGCUCAAGGAAGCCGUUGAAAAGUUCCCCGAAGUCGAUGUCGUGGUCAACUUUGCUUCUUGCCGUUCCGUCUACGAUUCCACCCGUGAAAUCUUCACCUUCUCUAACCAGAUCAAGACCAUUGCCAUCAUUGCCGAAGGUGUGCCUGAACGUCGUGCUCGUCAGUUGCUCCACGAAGCCGAACAACGCAAGGUGCUCGUCAUUGGUCCCGCUACCGUUGGUGGUAUCAAGCCUGGCUGCUUCAAGAUCGGUAACACCGGUGGUAUGAUGGAUAACAUUGUCAGCUCCAAGUUGUACCGUACCGGUUCCGUCGGUUACGUUUCCAAGUCCGGUGGUAUGUCCAACGAAUUGAACAACAUUGUGUCGCGUACUACGGACGGUGUGUAUGAAGGUGUGGCCAUUGGUGGUGAUCGUUACCCCGGUUCGACCUUUAUCGACCACUUGUUGCGUUACGAACAGGACCCCAACUGCAAGAUGUUGGUCUUGCUCGGUGAAGUCGGUGGUGUGGAAGAAUACCGUGUGAUUGAAGCCGUUCGCAACGGUACGAUCAAGAAGCCCGUCGUUGCCUGGUGUAUCGGUACUUGUGCCAAGAUGUUCACUACCGAUGUUCAGUUUGGUCACGCCGGUGCCAUGGCUAACUCGGAUCUCGAAACGGCCGAUGCCAAGAACAAGGCCAUGCGUGCUGCCGGUAUCAUUGUCCCCGAAACCUUUGAAAAGAUGCCUUCUGCCCUUGCCGAAACCUAUCAGAAGCUUGUCAAGGAAGGCAUCAUUGUUCCUCAAGCCGAACCCGAGAUCCCCAAGAUCCCCAUCGAUUACUCGUGGGCCCAGGAACUCGGCCUUGUACGUAAACCCGCCAGCUUUGUGUCUACCAUUGUCGACGAUCGUGGUCAGGAAUUGUUGUAUGCCGGUAUGAGAAUCACGGAUGUGUUCAAGGAGAACAUCGGUAUUGGUGGUGUCUUGUCCCUUCUCUGGUUCAAGCGUCGCUUGCCUGAUUACGCCUGCCGUUUCAUUGAAAUGGUCUUGAUGUUGACCGCCGAUCACGGUCCCGCUGUGUCUGGUGCUAUGAACACCAUCAUUACCACUCGUGCUGGCAAGGAUUUGAUUUCUUCGUUGGUGUCUGGUUUGUUAACCAUUGGUGAACGUUUCGGUGGUGCUUUGGAUGGUGCGGCGACCAGCUUCACCAAGGCUUAUGACAGCGGUUUGUCGCCUCGUGAAUUCGUCACAUCCAUGCGCAAGGCCAACAAGUUGAUUCCCGGUAUCGGUCACAAGAUCAAGUCGCGUACCAACCCUGAUAUGCGUGUGGAACUUGUCAAGUCGUAUGUCAAGAAGCACUUCCCCAGCACCCCCAUUUUGGACUAUGCUUUGAAGGUCGAGGAAAUUACCACCAGCAAGAAGGAUAACCUCAUCUUGAACGUGGAUGGUUGUAUUGCCGUUUCCUUUGUCGAUCUUUUGCGUGAGAGUGGUGCUUUCACUCGUGAAGAAGGUGAAGAGUACAUGCGCAUCGGUACCUUGAACGGUUUGUUCGUGUUGGGUCGUUCCCUCGGUUUCAUUGGUCAUCACUUGGAUCAGAAGCGCUUGAAGCAAGGUCUUUACAGACAUCCUUGGGAUGAUAUUUCUUACCUCCUUCCCUCGUUGGAUCCCGAAACCCUCGAUCCUCGUCGUGUCACUGCCCGCGUGAACGUUCAACAAAAAUAAUCAAGCUUACAACUUUCUUUUCUCACCAUUAUCAAAAGAAAAAAAAAACCAAUUCAUUCGUUAGAAAAAAAAAAUGAACCAAAAAGGGAUCGGAAAAAAAAAAGACUUCAAGAGAGUCAAAAAAAAAAAGGAAAAAAAAGAGUUCUUCUAUAUCACCCGCAAUCUUUUUUGUAUUCACGCAUCUUCCCCUUGGAACCUCUUUUUUUUAUAUCUUUUUUUUUGUUUGUAAAAAAAUAAUAAUAAUGUCAUUCUAUUGUCGAUAUGCAAUUUUCAUCCACUGCUAUCACCUCCCCUUGUUUCUUUUUUGAUUUUCUUUCUUUCUUUUGUUUCUUGAAAUUUUCAUGUUUGAUUGACUCUAUUUUUAUCACUUACUUUUUUACUGUUCAUUUAUCCUGAAUAAACAAAAAAUUCAUAGAUCAUCCA